Messenger RNA from Scaptodrosophila lebanonensis, 2137 nucleotides. RefSeq names its product histidine-rich glycoprotein. The coding region runs from base 228 to 1997 and encodes 589 amino acids. The transcript has a single exon. The record is from RefSeq and is a predicted model, not a curated record. NCBI's taxonomy places the organism in Eukaryota, Metazoa, Arthropoda, Insecta, Diptera, Drosophilidae.
UAAUCGGCGCUACCCGGCAAGUAUAAAAGGGGCCGGCUGGCGAGUGUUUUUCCAUCAGUUGCUUAAAGCUUCAAGCUUUGUGAGGCCGCGUCGAAUGUGAAGAAAGCAAAACAAAACAACAACACAACAACGAGUCAAACGAAAACAAAACGAAGCACUAUUAUUAUUAUUUUUUGUAAUUUUUUUUUAUACAAACCACAAAUAACAAAAGAGGUGGAGAAAUAAUAAUGACCGAAAGUAGAAAUUUUGAUGCGCAAAUGCCUGGCGAUGAGGCCGUGGUUCUGGACUGUAACAUCGACUUUGAAGACGAGUUACCGCAGCCUUCGAAGCCACAGGAUGCUCCGAAAUCUGGAAAGUUGCUAAAGAAGGCCAUCAAGGCGGCCUACAAGGCACAGGAGAUGCUGGAGCAAGCCCUAAUCCUGGCGGCGGAAGAAUCGCAUGGUAGGGAUAAGAGACAUAGGAAGUCCAAGGCGAAGGCAGAGAAAAAACUGAAAAAGCAGCAGAAAAGGCAGCAGAAGAAAGCGAAGAAGAACAAGAAGAAGAAUGGAGAACAGGAGCUGCAACAGGAGGAGCAGCAGCAGGAGGAGCGGCCACGCUCGCGUUCUAAUAGUGUGAGUUCAACUAGCUCCAGUUCCAGUUCAUCGAGCUCAUCAUCUAGCUCAAGCAGCUCCAGCUCGAGCAAUUCUUCUGGCGACGAGAUCAACUACCCUUGGGGUGGCUGGGGAUAUGGCGGCUUGGGACAUGGUCGUCGGGGCCGCAGACAUCGUCAUCACCAUGGCAGAGAUCGCUCAAGAUCUCAUAGCCGUGGACAUGGCCGCAGGCAUCGUCAUCACUUUGGACCGCACCACCGUAGAGCUCACCACUUUGGGCCGCAUCAUUUUGGACCCCAUCAUUUCGGCCCCCAUCAUUUUGGACCUCAUCAUUUCGGACCCCAUCACUUCGGCCCCCACCAUUUCGGGCCUCAUCAUUUUGGACCCCAGAAUUUUAGCUUUGGACCGUUUGAUUGGUCGUCCUUUCGUGGACCAACGUCCGGUCUCCCGCAGUUUUUUCGGAGCGGCGGCCUGCCGUGGGGCCUGGAGACGGACGCGGCACGGUCGAGGAACAGAUCGCGGUCUAGAUCGCGUUCCGUCUCAAGAAGCAGAAGUCGUGGACCUGGCCGCCGAGGUCACGGACACGGAGACGACCACGGACACAGACACGGACAUGGCCACAGAGGUGGCCAUCAUGAGCAUAGAGUGAGUAGCUCUAGAAGCAGCAGUCGUGGAGCUAGCCGCCGAGGCCACGGACACGGACCUGGCCACAGAGGUGGCCAUCAUGAGCACAGAGUGAGUAGCUCUAGAAGCAGCAGCCGUGGACCUGGCCGCCGAGGCCACGGACAUGGACACGGCCCCGGACACGGACCUGGCCACAGAGGUGGUCAUCAUGAGCAUAGAGCGAGCCGCUCUAGAAGCAGCAGUCGUGGACCUGGCCGUCGAGGUCAUGGACACGGACCUGGCCACAGAGGUGGCCAUCAUGAGCAUGGAGUGAGUCGCUCUCAUUCGCGCACUCGUCCUGAAAAGCAGCAUUGCCAUCAACAGGGCGCAGAAGCACAGACAGCCUUUGUUGAUGUGAACCACCAGCGCUCCCGUUCCCAUUCAAGAUCGGGUGAUAAAACAGACGAUGGUCACGGAAAGCGACCAGAGCAUGGACAUCGGCAUAGAAAUGGACACAGGCGUGGUCAUGGUCAUGGUCAUGGUCAUGGUCAUGGUCAUGGUGACGGUCAUGGUCAUGAUCAUGGACAUGGACACGGCCAUGAACAUGGUUAUGGGCAUCGACAUGGUCAUUGGGAAAAUACCGGUGGUUGGCCAUUUGAACAUCGCGGCCUUCAUCCUUUUUAUGAGAGAUGGGCCAUGGGUUUCCCUGGAUUCGGAAUUCCCCCAUUCUAUUCGGAACCUCGGGGUGGUGAACGAUAUCACCGCGACUGCAAACGAAGAGGACCACGUUCUUGGUCUCGUUAGAUGAACAAUGGAGGAGCGAGCUUUAUGGAAAAUAUUCUACACAUAUAUAUACAAACAUAUAUCCGCAUAUUGCACUUCACAUAUGUCAACUAUAUAUCAAUCACUAUAUACACACAUGUAUAAAGAUAUAUACUAUCCUA